GCCCCGGCUACCACCGCGAAUGUGGCCGUCGGUCGAGACGGCUGUGGGUGUCGGCUACGUUGUCUGCACGCUCCUCGGUGGUGUCUGGUACCUUCGCCUUCUAACGCCGAGCUUUGCCAACGAUCUGUGGUGGCCUGGGUACAAUCUCUCGUGGCACCAGGCCUUUCUUGUGGAUGUCGUCAAUCAGCUCCUCCAGAGCCAAGCCAACGGCACCUUUGACGUGCUUUCGCCGAUCGCUGUCGUCGCCAAGCGCUACGACGCGGGGGCCAACCACGCGUCGUUCUACCUCCCGUACAUCCAUGAACAGCUACUAACACCGCAGACGUCGUUUCGAUGCGUCGUGCAAGAGCUCCGCGCGCUCUCGGCCUACUGGGCCUUCCGCAUGAACGUGCAGUACUGCUGGGUCGACUUGAACAAGACAUUCGAGGUCGCGCACACGGUCGCGCGCCAAGGUCGCUGCGCGGAUCUCUACUCGACCAACGCAGCCGUGUACCUCGAGACAAUGCUGCGCAACCAAGACUGGCCGGCGAUGCAGGCCACGUGGGGCGGCGACGGCAUUCGCUUCAACGUGGCCAUCGAGCGCGGGCUCCAAGAGACCAGCCAUGGCCGUCGGCUCUUGUCGGACAUGGCAGCUGCCAAGGCGACGACGUCGGUCGACGACGAAGUUGCCUACUGGCACACGUACGACGUGGCCCACUACACGUUGCAGUGGCAGAACCGAUGGGGCGCCGGGAUCGCCGAGACCCUUGUGCUGCAAAAUGCAUUUGGGAUGACGCAGCAGAUCACGCUCAAGGCGCUCGACCAAAUCACCGGACCGUGGUCGUCCCAGACGAUGUUUUGGAUCCCGAUCCAAGACCUCUUUAGCGCCAUGGUGAUGAACCGCAGCUUCGUGCGCGGCACGAGUCGGUUCUUUGGCGCCAACACUUCGGGUCUGCCGACGCUGAGCUUGGAGAGCUACCGCGGCAUCAACGUUGGCUACGGCGUCGCGCACCGCUUCCACGAUUCGAUUGGUCCGUUCCUCUCGGUCGACUGCCUCUACGUACCACCGCCAGUUGUACUUCGCGAGGCGUACAACCAUUUUCUUAGUCUCUUGCACACCGAGCUCCAAGCCUCGGGUCUGCUCCGCGCCGCGUUCUACGCCGGCACCGCGCCGGUGGUCGCCCCGGUGCCAGCCAGUUGGCGAAACCGGUCGGCGUACUUUGGCGGCGACCCCAUGUGCACGUCGGGCACGGCCACGGCCUUUGUGCAGCAGUCGUUUGACUUUUACGAUGCGUGCACGAGCGCCGUGCCGCUGACGCUCUCGCCGUCACCCAGUGCGCUGUUGUGGGCGGCAUUGGCGGCGAAUGCAACUGUGUCGCCCACGUGGCUGCAAAGCGCGGUGCCGACGAUGGCCAUGCCGUCCGACUUGGCUGACAUGGUCGUUGCAAUUCCAUUGGCCGUGGCGAUGCUCAACGUCUCGCUCAUGCAGUACGCCGCCAGCACCAGCCGUGUCAACGAGAUGGACCUCUUGCUCCACCCAUUGCUUGGCGACCCGACGAUCGAUCCAAACUGGCACGCUGCGGGCUGGUGCUUCCUUUUUGAGUGGGCCCUCGGCCAGCGCGAAGUUGUCGCAUUUGCCGGCGACGUCUCGACUUUGGUGCUGCUCUCCAAUGCCUACCCCACCCAAGCCUACAUUGCCAGCGACGCGAUUCUUCAAUCCGCGACGCAGCUCGUGCUCACGAUGGUGGGCAUUUCGUCCAUGAUGCUGCUCGUCGCAGGCGCGGCCGCGCUUGUCGGUGUGAGCCUCGCCAACGGACGUAUCGUCGGGCGCAACCUCCUGUACUUAAACCGCGUCGUCGGCGCCAUCUGGAUGGGCCGCCCGCUCGCGCUGAUUCGAGGCAUGAGCGCGAUUCUGCUGCUCGCGACCGCCCAGUUGCACCUUGUGACCGAGGCUACGCCCGCGACGACGCGUCUCGAGGCAUCGCCGCGGUCCAUUUUUGAAACUUCGCUGCUCGCAGGCGAAGCCACGUGGGUGUCGUAUGUGCUCACGGAUGUUGCUGUCGUUGUUGCGCGUGAGGCUGCGCCGUUGGCCGGUGCACUUGGUGCGUGCAGCAGCUGGCUCUUCACACUGCUGUGGACGUUGCUGGUGCCUGUGGCCAUGGAAAUCCGCCUCGACCGGCGAUGCUCACCUGAUGACAUGGACUACGGCCUCGUCUGCACUUCGGGGGUACUCCGCGUCGGUAGCUACGACCGCACGUUGCUCCUUCUUGGCGCGCAAGUCAUUUUUCUCGCGAUGGCGUUGGUGCUAACUGUAGCGUGGCGACGGCCGUCGCUGGACGUGCACCGCACCGUUCGCCUCGUCGGUAUGGCCGACGUCUUGAUGUGUCCGCUUGCGAUGACGACGCGCUUUGAUCUACCAACGUGCUUGCUCUGCGGCCUCGUACCACUCUCGUCCCAGCGUGUGUUUGACGUGACGCUCUGGGGCCUCUACGACAACCGCUUCUCCGUGUCCCGUCGCGUCGGGCUGCACCCAAACGUACGACGUGACGCCACGAUGGCGAUGCAUGGCCCCACGUUGCACCGGACAUGGUCCAGCGUCUUUGCCAGUGUGAAAAAGCGCAGUCGACGCUUCAUGACACUGGUUGCACUGGGUAACAUGGUAGUUGCGGUUGUCAGCAGCGUCUCGUACUUUGAAGUCUCUCAAGUCAACCUCGCCAACGACUACUACUGGGCCAACUUUAACGUCACGGGCGCGCACGCGUUUUUCGCGACCUGGCUCAACGAACAGCUCGUGCUCGGACUCCAAAGCGCGUCACCGCUACUGGAAGAACCGAGCGUGCUGCAAGAAGCCUUAUUUGCAGCCGACACAGCGUACGUCUUGGCACCCAACAACUAUGGUGCGCUGUUGCAACACGCAGAGCUCCAUACGAUCGAAGACGCGAUUACCGGUCUCCGGGCCUCAGACGCCUGUAUGGCCCCCUGGAUCUUCUCGCCCUACUGCUUCCUCGACUUUGAUAGAGCGUUCGAGGUCGCCUACUCGGCGGCGCGUCAAGCUCGCUGCUACGCCGACAUGCCAACUAACGGCGCCGUCUACCUCGAGUCUCUCUUGCGCAACAUCGACUACCGCGACUGGACGAAUUGUUGGGGCACUGCGUUUGAAACAGCGUACGCGCGGGACCUGCGCGGGUCGGUGGCGGGUCAGAAAUGGCUCGAUAUGGUAUCGGCGAAUCCAGUACCCCUGUCGACUGAAGCUGCGUAUUGGCGCCAGCACGGGGUCGAGAGCUACGAUACGCAGUGGCAAAACUACAAGCGCAUCGGCGUCAUGAACAGCUACUCGAUCACGAAUGCUUACGGCGUAUCGAAUGAUUUGACGCUGAUGGCGCUCAAUGGUACCUACCGCGUGGAUCGCCAGACAACGUACAAAAUGUACUGGUCGCUUGCCAACGACUUGAGUGCAAUCCUGCGCAACACCAGCGGCAUUGGGGGACGCAGUCUCUUGCGCAGAAGCAGUCAAUUUGCCUUUCUCAAUACGACACUCCAAGCCGUACUGAUGGCGAAUGGGACGCUGACGUCACCGCUGCAAAACGGCCUUCAGGUUGUCUCGCAGCUGCUGGGACCAUUUGGCACCGUCGACAUGAUCUACAUUAGCGUGCCGCCGUUGGUACUGCGCUUUGUCGCUGACGCGAUUGAGCGCCUGCGACACGCCCUCGGCCACGCCAACACCGGGGCGCAAGCAGCUUACUUUGGCAUCUCUCCCGUGGCCAUUUCGUACCCGAUUCCUAGCGUCUGGCUUGAGCCCAACGUCCCGGCGUACGGAAGCUCACCGCUCUGCCCCGAGCUCUCAGCGCCCAAACGCGUCUCCACCGGCCUCGCCAACAUCAUUGGCUUUGACCUUGCCUGCAUCGACAGCUCGCCCAUGCAAAGCAAGGUGGUGCCGACCCGCAUGAUGUACGUCGUGGCGAGCCUGCUCUCGAGCCUUGCGUUCCUGGACAUUCGUAGCAUCAACACGUCGGCGAUCUGUCGCUUUGACGUUGCCAACGCUGGUAUUUGUCCCACGUACCUCGUGGCAACCAUGCGCUUUGUCAAAGCGUACCUGCUGUCGGUUGUGCCAUUGAACGAGACAUCGGCACUCGUCACAGAGGCGCGGAGAGUGCACCUGCACGUCGUGGGCAUGAACGUCAGCUUGAUGGUCUACGCCAAGCCGACCAACAACGUGCUGCGGCUGUUGCAAGCGCCGGUGCUCCCUGAUGACGCGUUUGCAUUCUUCGGGUGGACGUACCUCUUUGAUUGGGUGCUUGGACACCGCGAAGUGAUUUCGUUUCGAGGUGACGCAAACGCGUCAUUGACACUGCUUACGGACGCCACAUUGCCGCUGCGGCAGCAGGUGCCGGCGUGGCAAGUCACGGGCGACUUUGCCCAGUACUCGCGCGCGUGUGUCUACUAUGUCACGUGUGUCAUGCUCGGUGUCGCCGUUGUCGCCACAGGGUACAUGCUCACGACCCGGGGCCAUUUUGAGGGCCAGAAUCUGCUCAAAUUAGACCGUAUCGGCGGAAUUGUGUGGGUCGGUCGCCCCGUGCUCAUUCUGCGAAGUCUCACAGCACUCUGCCUCCUCUCGACGGCCAGCCUCGACCUCGGCACCUCGGGCUUUGUCAGCUUCUUUGAUCGGACGCCGCUGCCCUUUUACAAGAUGCUACUGGCGUCCUGGGAAGUCGCGUGGCUUGUUGUCGUUGUUGAUGACAUUGGCCUUGUCGUGACACGCGAACACGCGCACUGGUACCUCUCGCUCCACUCGAUCGUGGUCUGCUGCGGCGCGGUGCUCUACUCGUACGUUAUGCCGGUCGCGCCCAGUUUGGUUGUUGAGAAGCAGUGCCAAGUGGUUGAAAUGGACUUUCAAAUACUUUGCACCUCGGCCGAUUUGGUGAUUGGGCACGUGCGUCGGCUGCUCGGCAUCGUUGUCUGCACGAUCGUAUCGCAUUUACUCGGGUACAUUCUGGCGCGCCUUGUGAUAGGGCCGUUGCCGCCGACAAAGGUGACAUCGCGCCUCUUGUCGGCCGGCGCCAAGUACUUGUACAACCACAGCCGCUGCGUCGUUCACGGCGUCUUCUAUCUGGACCGCGCGUCUGCGGCGCUCAAUGGCGUUCUCACGUAUCGCCAUCAAAACGUUCUGUACGCUUUCGACAUCAAGCUGUGGCGGAUCCUCGCUGCACCCGUGCCGGACGACGGCGAUCUCCGAGACGCGCUGCCACUCCCCGACGGCAUUGUUGGGAACGAGCCGUGGACGAUGGUGUAGCGUGCUCUGAUUGGUCUAAAUGGAAACGGCGCGUCGUUUUAUUGGAUA
Saprolegnia diclina VS20 is the source of this 5317-nucleotide messenger RNA. RefSeq lists its product as hypothetical. The coding region runs from base 20 to 5269 and encodes 1749 amino acids. The transcript has a single exon. Lineage: Eukaryota; Oomycota; Saprolegniomycetes; Saprolegniales; Saprolegniaceae. The record is from RefSeq and is a predicted model, not a curated record.